UAUUCUUCGUCUUGUCAGAGUUACAUACAGACUGUCCCUCCUUUCACUGUCCCUUCUUCCAUCAAUAGAUCUGUAUCCUACGAGCAAAUCGGAGUCCGUGAUGAUCACAAUAACCUUUAUCAGACAUGGCCAGAGUGAGGACAAUCCGAGAGGAAUAUGGGCCGGAUGGAAAGAUGCACCACUUUCUGAAUUGAGUGUAAGACAAGCAAAGGCCCUGGGUGAACAUCUCUCAACCACGAAGAUCGAUCUCAUUUACUCCUCUCCCCUUCUGCGGGCUCGUCAGACUGGGGAAGCCGUGCAAAGCGGCCAGUCCGUCCAGCCCAUGCUAAUCACAAAUCCACAUCUACGGGAGCAGCAUUGGGGCAUCGCAGAAGGGCGCUCAUGGAGUAGUCAUGAUCCCCAGAACAUGCCUCUCGAAGAAGCUUUCAAUGUUGGCGUAUUUACAAGAACAGUUCUUAUCGAUGGCGACGGGAAGUUUCCUGGAGGAGAAAGUAGGAAUGAUUUAGCUGCUCGAGCAGAUAUCGCGGUCAAAGAAUGCAUCUUGCCGAAUCUCACGGAAGAAAAUUUUGAGAAUGGACUUCAUAUUGCUUUUACGAGUCAUGGUUUGUGUAUAGGCCAACUCAUUGCCGCUCUAUUGCGAUACGAUGCAUCCGCCGACGGGGAUAUAUCCUAUGAGGGCUUGGGGAACACCGCAUGGACACGAGUGGAGGUUUUUUUGGAUGCAAAUGAUGGCCCGGUUGACUUGAGUGUACGCCCUGCGCUUAAGAUCAACGUGACACACAUAAAUGCGAAGGAGCAUCUGGAAUGUUUAGAUCAGCCAGAUGUUCUACCUGACGGCAGGAGAGAAAAGGAGACAGCAGAAUUCUUGAGCGGGGGAGCAAUCAUUGCCAAGUACUAGUAGAGCUAAGGGAACGUGGAAAGUAGAUCAUCUCAAGAGUAUCCAAUUGUCUAUUCUCAAAUUAUAUAUGAGAG
This is a messenger RNA of Guyanagaster necrorhizus, 972 nucleotides long. Its product is annotated as phosphoglycerate mutase-like protein. The transcript is spliced from 7 exons. The record is from RefSeq and is a predicted model, not a curated record. Gene Ontology annotation, molecular function: fructose-2,6-bisphosphate 2-phosphatase activity. The coding region runs from base 101 to 898 and encodes 265 amino acids. Gene Ontology annotation, biological process: regulation of pentose-phosphate shunt; negative regulation of glycolytic process. Gene Ontology annotation, cellular component: cytosol. Lineage: Eukaryota; Fungi; Basidiomycota; Agaricomycetes; Agaricales; Physalacriaceae.